Molecule: messenger RNA, 1441 nt
Organism: Sander lucioperca (pikeperch)
Lineage: Eukaryota; Metazoa; Chordata; Actinopteri; Perciformes; Percidae
Gene: plekhf1
Product: pleckstrin homology domain containing, family F (with FYVE domain) member 1
Exons: 3
Coding region: 135-974 (279 amino acids)
Molecular function (GO): phosphatidylinositol binding; metal ion binding
Source: RefSeq, a predicted model, not a curated record
CUCCCAUUGCGCCACAAAGGCUUUAAGUACUUCAACACAGCAGCUUGUCUCCUCAGAAAGAUAAGACAAACUAUCAUAGAAAAGACACUGACAACAGGACUCUUGUUGACUUGUUAACUAGAAACUAAGACACCAUGGCGGACCAGCUCUUGUUUACUCAGGAUAACCUGGACCGGAUCCACGCUGUGGAGAACUCAUUUGGGCCCAAGGGGAAGCCCUUGUCCAAGCCGGGUCGGGUUCUGAUCGGAGAGGGUCGGCUGAUGAAGCUGAGCCGCCGGGGGCCGCAGCCUAAAGUCUUCUUCCUCUUCAACGAUGUGCUGGUGUACGGCAGCAUCAUUCUGAACGGCCGUUGGAACAAAAAUCAGAAGAUCAUUCCUCUAGAGGACAUCCAGCUGGAGGACUUGGAGGACAGCGUGACAAUGAGAAACCAAUGGUUGAUCCGCACACCAUGCAAGUCCUUCUACGUGGCAGCCGUCUCAUACGAGGAGAAGCGAGCCUGGAUGGAACACAUCGAGGACUGGCAGUCCAGACUGUUGCAGAGCGGUGGCUGCAGGCCCGGCUCCACCUUCGCCGUCACCUGGAUCCCCGACCAUGCCUCUGCGGUCUGCAUGCGCUGCUCCAACAAGUUCACCAUGGCCCAGCGGCGACACCACUGCCGGAAAUGCGGUUUCGUGGUCUGCGGUGCGUGCUCCAAGAAGCGAGCGGUAAUCCAACACAUUCACCCGACAAAGUGGUUGAGGGUCUGCACCACGUGUCACUCGAGUCUUUCCACGACAGACGCAAAAACCCAAGAGAUGUCUCGUCAGAGGGGAAACAGCACAGAGAAGAUGGGCUCAGAUGAAGAUGAAGUGGAGGGAUCCAGUGAGGAAGAGGAGGCAGAGGAGCAGAUGGAGGACCAUGACCCCAGCAGGUGGAUGGACUCCUGGUCCCCAUAUGUCUACCUCAAACCAGACCAUUUGAGGCCCCAAACAUGAAGCACACCAAGAGUGCUGCAGCCACUCAGAACGCACCUGGCGUUGGACUUUCUAUAACAUGGACACAACACUGAUGCAGCUUUGUGCAAGUUGGUCAUGAACAUAACAAGACAAUAAUGUAUUAACUUCAACUAUUUUGUAUAUACUGUAUUUAUUGAUGUGAAUAAUUUGUCUGUUCACAUUGUGCUGUUUGUGGGAACACUGUUGCUGUGAAGUCGUCCUUGAUUUGCUCUGAUAAUGUGGUCAGAGGAUUUGGAUUAUUUAAAAAUAACAUUUUUGAGAAAUAUUAUGUGUAUUAGUUUCUUACAUCACAAAAUGUUUUUUACAUUUUUUUUUUUUUUUUAUGAACCUUUUUCUUCCGGGUGUCAGGAGGAUAUGUCAGUGUUUGUGUACAUGAGAGUAUUUGGACUUAACAUGAGCCUCACAUUUGUCUUUGAAAUUAUGAAAAAUAAAGCACUUGGAAAAUA